AUGGGACGUGAGGAGCAUGGAGGGACUUGGCAUGGACGCAGCUCAACUGGAUACGCAAAGGAAGAAGGAGAAGCCAUCUUGAAGACCAGCUCGACCGUCUACUCGACCAACCGGUCGAGUUCCUCAACUCGACCGGCCAAGCUUCAACUCGAUCGAGCUGAGAAGUGUAUGCGAACUCGAUCGAGUCGGUCAACAGAAGACUUGGUCGAGCUAGAUUUCACAACGGGUAGAAAGAGAAGAGGGGAAUGGAAACCCUUUGGGAAUGGACUCGGUCGAGCUAGGCAAACUCGACCGAUUGGUCAAGGAGAUGCUCCAAACCGCCACCAACAGAGACAAGGGAUUGUUCCACCACCAGUGCAGAACCACAACUUUGAGAUCAAGCUGGGAAUGAUCAACCUUGUCCAGAACAAGAUGUUCCAUGGAUUGCCAAGUGAAGACCCCAUUGACCACCUUGAUGAGUUUGAUAGGCUUUGUGAUUUGACAAAGAUCAAUGGUGUCUCUGAAGAUGCCAUCAAGCUGAGACUCUUUCCUAUGUCUCUAGCUGACAAAGCUCACCAAUGGGAGAAGAGCUUGCCCCAUGGCACAAUCACCACUUGGGAUGAAUGCAAGAAGGCCUUUCUUGCUAAGUUUUUCUCCACCGGUCGCACAGCCAAGCUUAGAGGAGAGAUAUCCAGCUUCAUCCAGCGAAACAAUGAGACAUUCGCAGAGGCUUGGGAGAGGUUCAAAGGGCUACACAAGCAGGAUGUGGAUGAUGGUUGGCAGCUUGUGGAGAACAUAGCAAACUCAAAUGGAAGCUAUGGAGAAGAGUAUGAUCGCACCAACCGGAGCUCGACCCACCACUCGAUCGAGUCGAUGAGAAAUUGA
Molecule: messenger RNA, 864 nt
Organism: Microthlaspi erraticum
Lineage: Eukaryota; Viridiplantae; Streptophyta; Magnoliopsida; Brassicales; Brassicaceae
Source: the annotation of a GenBank genome assembly